GUUAAAGAACUUGGUGUAGCAAUUUAUAACUGCUCUUGCCUUGCACUCGACCUUUUCAAAAUUUUCGAGAUAUAUUGGAGAUUGGGAGUGCCUAAUCCAUACAUACCGCCAGAGUGGCCUGCAGAUGUGCAGACAACAAUCAAUAAGGAUAAUCCAGUUACUGUCACCAUGAAUAACUCCCAGAUUUUGACCUAUAUGUCCAGUUCACCACCACCUCUUUGUGCUAAAGGUCGUACAUCUGAUUUGGACAGCAUUCUAGAUACAAUCAACAGAGCUCAUACUUUUGUUUAUGUUGCUGUGAUGGACUAUUUCCCAUCAUCUCUUUACAUGGACAAAACUCAUUACUGGCCUGCCAUUGACGAUGCCUUGAGAAGAGUUACUGUUGUGAAACGACUUCAAGUUCGAAUUCUAGCAAGCUAUUGGAACCACACUAAACCUGCAAUGAUGUCAUACUUGAAGUCCCUUCAAGCUUUGAACAGUGAUUUAUUUGAUAUUGAAGUAAAACUGUUUAUAGUUCCAACUUAUACUGAAGCUCAAAGUAGAAUACCGUUUUCAAGAGUCAAUCACAAUAAAUACAUGGUUACAGAUAAUGCUGCUUAUAUAGGAACGUCUAAUUGGGCUGAAGAUUAUUUUACUACGACUGGUGGUGUUGGAAUCAUUCUCAGAAAUUCUGUCUUGAACUCCACUGAAGUGAACAACCCUGUUCGGGAUCAACUUGAAGAUGUUUUCAAACGAGACUGGGCAUCAGAAUAUGCUCAUCCACUUGGAAAGUUCAAAGAUAUCACCCGUGUCAAAUGCUUGUUGGGGGUAGCUUGCCAUUCAGUACCCACAACUACUGAGCCUAUUUCAACAACACCCAUUGAUCCAGGAAUCGAGGACGCUUUGCACAGCCCAGGAAUGAAAAACAAACCUGAAUUUUGCAUUUUUAUAGUUUCAUUUGUCAUCUAUAUUUGGAAAAGUUGUGACAGCUUUCAUAUAAUAUUCAUGAGAUUUAAAAAUAACUUUUUAUAGCAUCACUCCUUGCAUUAUUAUAAGAGUGAAUACUGGCGAGUUUAUUAUCUUGAAGAUUGUGUUCUGUAAAAAGUGUUGCUUUUCACUCAUAAAGUUUUACACUGCUUGCUUUAUUUUGUUUUCAUUUUUGCAUGAAUA
Molecule: messenger RNA, 1149 nt
Organism: Uloborus diversus
Lineage: Eukaryota; Metazoa; Arthropoda; Arachnida; Araneae; Uloboridae
Product: 5'-3' exonuclease PLD3-like
Exons: 6
Molecular function (GO): catalytic activity
Source: RefSeq, a predicted model, not a curated record